AUGGCUCCAUUUCCCGCUGAUAACACUGAAUAGUGAUUCACAGUUGUUUCAAGUAAACAAAGCGGAUAACAAAGACGGAAAAAACGAAAUACCAUGUCGAACCCCCAAAAAUCGUCCCCAUCAAGCGGAGGAUCUGCCCCCCCUUAUGAAAUGGCCUCCAAGGAUGAAAUGGCUAUGCGUGCCCCGCCGCCAUCGUACGAGGAGAGUCAAAGAAGUGGCGGCGCAGUUGGACACGCUUACCAAGGACCUGUUCCCCAUGCACAGAAUCAGUAUUAUGGCAUGAUAAGUCAUCACCAGCAACAGACUCCGCCAUAUGGAAUGACCUAUGGAGCCGCAUAUGGACCCGGCACUUCAGCUGCAUCUGGUGCCUCUGGCUCCCAUGUUCUUCAUCUGGAUUCGCGUGCAGAAGUGGGAAGAACUAUAAAUAUUCCGCCGCCCCCGCCGGGUUGCCUGCCGACGCCUGCUCAGUGGGCUGCAAUGCAGGGCCAGCAGGUCGCCGUGAAACAGAAGAAACGUUCCUUCUUUUAAAUUUAAAAUUCCAUUUUCUAUUUUCUCGAAUAUAAAGUAUUGUUACCCUUUAAUGUUAUCCAAGAAAA
This is a messenger RNA of Drosophila ananassae, 596 nucleotides long. RefSeq names its product DAZ-associated protein 2. The transcript is spliced from 2 exons. Lineage: Eukaryota; Metazoa; Arthropoda; Insecta; Diptera; Drosophilidae. The coding region runs from base 94 to 528 and encodes 144 amino acids. The record is from RefSeq and is a predicted model, not a curated record.